Molecule: messenger RNA, 1849 nt
Organism: Danio aesculapii
Lineage: Eukaryota; Metazoa; Chordata; Actinopteri; Cypriniformes; Danionidae
Gene: cccdc110
Product: coiled-coil domain-containing protein 110
Exons: 2
Coding region: 15-1829 (604 amino acids)
Source: RefSeq, a predicted model, not a curated record
GAAAUUGACUUAAAAUGGACUCUGAUGUCAAGAAGAUGAGAAAAUCUGUGCACAACUCUAAACUUGGUGGCAUUCAAGACACCCAGCAGGACAUAAACGGACCAAUUCCGGAUCAUUUAGACACCCUUCAGCCAGAAACCACCAACAGUGAAAUGCAGUCACGUGAUAAAGAGCUUUUUAGCCAGUGGAAGAAAGGACAACAGCUCCCAUCUGCUAAAUCACAGUGUGCUGCAGGGGAUGCUAGUCUUGAAAACAGGUUUUUCAAAGUCCGCCAGGGUUUACUUCAAAAAUCAAAUGGAAAUGCCACUCAAGAUUUGAAUGAACAGGCAAUGGAAUCCUUGCACAGAAUUCUAGCAGGAGCAGAUCUGAUGAAGAAAGAAGAGGCUACGAUGAGUAUCCUUAGGUCAAAAUAUGACUUUCAGAUGGAUCAUAAAUCAUUACAUCUGCCCUUUGGUUACUUGGUAAGGUCUAAUUCAUCAAGAUCUGUUGAAUGCUCCUCAAACACACCCAAAGUUCUUUUGAAAGAAAUGUCAAAGGGCAGAGAAAAAGGCAGAGGUGACAAAAUUUCUUUCAAGAGCAAACAUUUUGACUUCUUUGAAGUUGUGAAGGAACAACUCCAGCAAAAGGAUUUGGAAAAUCAACAUGUUGUCCGUAUGUUGUUGGUGAAGCAACAAGAACUUAAAGAUAUGAAAGAAAUAUUAAAGCAUAAUGACAAAGAAACCCAACUUCUAGCUGAAAAGCUGAAAUGCGAGGAGCAGAAAAACGCAGAGGUCACCACCAGGUUUGACCACAUUUGUGAAGAUAUGAAGAAGGAACUUGAUGAAGCUAAGAGUAACAACAAAACUUUGAUGAAGCAGCUGAAGGCACUGAUGGAAAAAUACGAGCGCCUCAAAACACGUGCCAAGACAUUGAAGGACCAACUCGGCGAGGAGCUCAUUGAGAAAAAGAACUGUCAGAAAUCCUUAAAGAAGCUUCAGCAGAUGUCUCAAGAGCUGCUAACCAAGCAGAAACUUCUAGAGGAGCAAAGAGAUGUAGCAGGACGAGAUCUUGCUUUGUGUAACGAGACGCUGCAGAUGAUGGAUGCCGAGCACAAGAAGAACAUCAGCGUUAUUCGGAGACUUGAGGAGGACGUGUCAGCCUUGAGAAGUGAAGCUGCAAACUUCAGAGAUCAUUUACGGAAAGCUCAGGAGAAGAACAAGGAGCUCAUUCAGUCGACCUGCUCCAAAGAGUCUGACCACGAGAAGAAUGUUAAACAGUUUCAGGACAGGAUUGAAAAUCUGAACGUUGAAUUGAAGAAGUGCCAAACUGAACGAGACAUGACACUUCAGCAGGUGGAGACUAUGAAAUAUGAAUCGAAGUUGAUUCACAACAAGCAGAGAGUCGAGAUACUUCAACUGAAGGAGCAGCAAAAAGCCUUUCUGCAGCAAAAUGAAGCUUUGAGAAGAGAGUGUGAGAGUUUGAUGGAGAUGGUCAACAAACUCAAGACAGACAAGCAAGUCCUGGCGGAGAAGAUGGAGGCUAUUCAUAAAGAUAAGAUGGUGUCGGAGAUGGCAAGCACCAAGGAGGGAGAACGACUCAAAGAGGCCAUUGGUUUGCUGGAGCGAGAGAGAGAAGUGCUGUUAGCAGAGAUGGAAGACUUGCGUAAAGAUUACCUUGGGAUCAGUGACAGGAUUAUGCAGAAAAUUGGCCACAUUGAUGCAGCUGAUCCUCCAAUGACCAUCACUGACAUCACUACAAGUCGUCAAAGAAACGCACUUAAGUUCUCUCCAACCGACGAUGUGAUUCAAGAUAUAAGAAGAAAACUAGAAGAGGAGAAUCAGCAAAAAUGAUCUUUUUAAGACUUCAGGCA